Messenger RNA from Protopolystoma xenopodis, 495 nucleotides. The record is from the annotation of a GenBank genome assembly. NCBI's taxonomy places the organism in Eukaryota, Metazoa, Platyhelminthes, Monogenea, Polystomatidea, Polystomatidae.
AUGUAUCUUUGUCCCUGCAAGACAAGGAUUCCAGCCUCCAAUUGUGGAUACAUUAGUUCCACUUCACAGGGAAAACGGAUUGGAAAAUCGAGAGGAUCCAUACCAUUGCUGCAAUGCAGAGAUCAAGUCAAGCAGCCCCUCACCGUGAAAAAGUUUACUAAGUCCUUCGAUUCUGCCCGGGACUGGUGCUGGAGGGGAAAGAUGACUUUUUAUGAUGAGGACAAUCUGGAAAAUCAGGGCGUCAUGAUCUCGCUGUCUGUUGACUUGCAGAGGCCUCCUCCCAGGUCCGACGUUGACUGGGUGGCUCACUUUCAGCAACCAGCCGCUGUAUACGCUGUAUAUCGGGACCGAUUGCAAAAUCAGUUGGUCUCACUGUCCAGUGCCUUUGUGCGUCUCAAUGGCUGGGAUUCGAAGACAAUAGAAGAUGCAGACAGGGUCCAGGAUAGAAAUAUCUUGGUCGGCAGUGUACAGGUAAAUGGAUGUUUCAGGCUUUAG